Molecule: messenger RNA, 4018 nt
Organism: Podarcis muralis (Common wall lizard)
Lineage: Eukaryota; Metazoa; Chordata; Lepidosauria; Squamata; Lacertidae
Source: RefSeq, a predicted model, not a curated record
GCAAACAUAGUUCACAUCAACGAACACAAAAAAGAAAGAACCCAUUUACAAGUAUGGAGUGCAGAAAGACUUAGAACACUCGAGGAGACUCACACAGAGAGAAAAUGUUUUAACUGCAGGGAGUGUGGGAAGAACUUCAGUCAGAGUGGAAACCUCAAUACACAUCAGCGGACUCACACAGGGGAGAAACCAUAUGAAUGUAUGGAGUGUGGAAAGAGCAUCAGUCAGAGUGGAGAGGUUAGAUCACAUCAACGGACUCACACAGGGGAGAAACCAUUUACAUGUGUGGAGUGUGGAAAGAGCUUCAGUCAUAGUGGAGACCUUAGAAAUCAUCAACGGACUCACACAGGGGAGAAACCAUAUGAAUGUAUGGAGUGUGGAAAGAGCUUUAAUGAAAGUGGAAGGCUUAGAAGACAUCAACGGACUCACACUGGGGAGAAACCAUUUAAAUGCAUGGAGUGUGGAAAAAGCUUCAGUCAGAGUGCAAACCUUAGAAAUCAUCAACUGAUUCACACAGGGGAGAAACCAUUUACAUGUGUGGAGUGUGGAAAGAGCUUCAGUUAUAGUGGAAAACUUAGAAGACAUCAACGGACUCACACAGGGGAGAAACCAUUUAAAUGCAUGGAGUGUGGAAAGAGCUUCAGUCAGAAUGGAGACCUUAAAAUACAUCAACGAAUUCACACAGGGGAGAAACCAUUUAAAUGCAUGGAGUGUGGAAAGAGCUUCAGUUAUAGUGGAAACCUUAGAAGUCAUCAACGGAUUCACACAGGGGAGAAACCAUAUGAAUGUAUGGAGUGUGGAAAGAGCUUCAGUAAGAGUGCACAUCUUAGAAAUCAUCAACGGAUUCACACAGGGGAGAAACCAUAUGAAUGUAUGGAGUGUGGAAAGAGCUUCAGUCAGAGUGGAGAGGUUAGAUCACAUCAACGGACUCACACAGGGGAGAAACCAUUUACAUGUGUGGAGUGUGGAAAGAGCUUCAGUUAUAGUGGAAACUUUAGAAGACAUCAACGGACUCACACAGGGGAGAAACCAUUUAAAUGCAUGGAGUGUGGAAAGAGCUUCAGUCAUAGUGGAGACCUUAGAAAUCAUCAACGGAUUCACACAGGGGAGAAACCAUAUGAAUGUAUGGAGUGUGGAAAGAGCUUUAAUGAAAGUGGAAGGCUUAGAAGACAUCAACGGACUCACACAGGGGAGAAACCAUUUAAAUGCAUGGAGUGUGGAAAGAGCUUCAGUCAGAGUGCACAGCUUAGAAAUCAUCAACGGAUUCACACAGGGGAGAAAGCAUAUGAAUGUAUGGAGUGUGGAAAGAGCUUCAGUCAGAGUGGAGAGGUUAGAUCACAUCAACGGACUCACACAGGGGAGAAACCAUUUACGUGUGUGGAGUGUGGAAAGAGCUUCAGUUAUAGUGGAAACUUUAGAAGACAUCAACGGACUCACACAGGGGAGAAAGCAUUUAAAUGCAUGGAGUGUGGAAAAAGCUUCAGUCAGAGUGCACACCUUAGAAAUCAUCAACUGAUUCACACAGGGGAGAAACCAUUUAGGUGUGUGGAGUGUGGAAAGAGCUUCAGUUAUAGUGGAAACCUUAGAAGACAUCAACGGACUCACACAGGGGAGAAACCAUUUAAAUGCAUGGAGUGUGGAAAGAGCUUCAGUCAUAGUGGAGACCUUAGAUCACAUCAACGGACUCAUACAGAGGAGAAACCAUUUCAAUGUAUGGAUUGUGGAAAGAGCUUCAGUAAGAGUGGACACCUUAGAAGACAUCAACAGACUCACACAGGGGUGAAACCAUAUAAUUGUAUGGAAUGUGGAAAAAGCUUCAGUCAGAAUGCAGACCUUAAAAUACAUCAACGAAUUCACACAAGGGAGAAACCAUUUAAAUGCAUGGAGUGUGGAAAGAGCUUCAGUCAGAGUGGAGACCUUAAAAAUGAUCAACGGACUCACACAGGGGAGAAACCAUUUAAAUGUAUCGAGUGUGGAAAGAGCUUCAGUCAGAGUGGAAAUCUUAGAAAACAUCAGCAGACACACAGGGGAGAAAGUAUUUAAAGGUAUGGACUGUGGAAGGAGCUUCAGUCAGAGAGGAACCCUUGAUUUUUGUCAACAAACUCACACAAAAGACAAACCAUAUAAAUAUCAGGGAAGUAGAAAGAGGUUCACUCUUAGUGGAAGUUCAGACAGACUUAUGGACAGGAAGAACUUUAAGAGUUGAAAUUCUUCAAACCUCCAACAAACUCAGAGAGGAGAAGCAGUUUAAAUGAAAAGAUUGCAAAAAGUGCUUUAUUUAUAAUAGAGUGAUCAAGGAACACCCCAGGACUCUCACAUGGGAGAACCUAUUUAGAUGUAUGGAGUGUGGGAUGUCUUCCUCUCAGAGUCCACUCUGAGCAAUGAACUCAGCAGGAAAUCAUUCCUAAAAGCAUGAGGUAUGUGUGAAGUUCUGGUGUUUAUAUGUAAAACUGUCUAAUAAUGAAAUAAUGAAGGGAACAUCUCACAAUAGCGAGUAUAAUUUUAGAUGUAAAGUACCAUUGGUUUUUGCACCAAACUCUGUCACACACACCCCACCGCAUGAUCUCCCAGCACUGCUUCUUCACCAGAACUUCAUCGCUGCCUCCUGCCCUGCGCGUUCUGAAGAAAACUUGGAAUACUGAAAUUGAAUGGGAUAUUUCCCCCGAAGCCUAAUUUCAAGAGAGAGAAGGAGGGGUGCAGGUACUAGGGAAGUCUCCUGGGGGGCCCACGUUCACUCAUGUACCCUGGGACAAUUUACUGCCAUCAGCAAUCUUUGCCCCCUCCCUGCUCCCCCCUAAGUCUAGAUCAUUUAUGAACAAGUUGAAAAGCCACAGGUCCCAAUACUGAUCUUGACGGGACUCCGCUUUCUGCUCCUCUCCAUUCAGAGAACUGUCUAUUUACUCUCUUGGUUUUUCAGAAGGAGGGCUGCCUUCCUGGUGGUGGGAUGGCGAAGAGCAGAAAGAGGGAGAAAAGGGAGCAGAAAGGGAGGGGAGAUAUUGCAAGCUGAGGAGGAAACAGGGUUUCGUGAGCAGGAAGAGUUUGGGGCAGAGAGCAAUUCAGGCUCAGAGGGAGGAGAGGAGGGGGCCAGGAGACCCAGAGGAGGCCGGCUGCUGAAGCAUCCAGGGAAACCCCCCCUCCUGCUGCGACCAGCAUAUGCCUCUGAGUGUGGCAGUUAUAACUCUUAGAAUGUGGGGAUCCCAUUUUUCAACCAAAGCCAAAACCCGCUAGCCUUUUCCCAGGUCUUUCCUUACCUGACAGUCGUUCGUCUUCUCUACAAAGGAUGCUACAAAGUCCCUCUCCCUCCCUUUAUUUACCAUGGGGUCCCAGCAACCUUUUCUGCCUCUUACACGCUAGGAAAAAGAGUCCCUUUCCAUUGGACGCCUGGCAGCCCAGUGCCAAAUCCGGCUGCUCCAGAGAGAACGGAAAGGAGCUGGAAACGCCCUUGCGCUCUGACGUGCACCAGUCACUUCCUCCCCGAUCUUGGUGUUGCCGGUGCAGCUGCAUUUACGAGAAAAAGAGAAAUUGGAAACCGAGCCCAAGUCCCUUGCUAUCCAAAGUGGCCACUUGGACCAGCCUUGGGCGUCUUCCUUGGGAAAAAGGCAAUGUCAAAGUGACUGACAAGCUGAGAUACAACCCAUUAUCAUCCGAUGACAGCGACUGCAUGAAUCUUUCCAGUCAAAAGAGCCAUUUUCAUGAUAGACAGUGCCUGGGGCUGGAGGCUCUACAUACCGGGUGUGCCUGUGCAGGCCAAAGACUGCCAGUAUUAGCACAGGGCUUGACUUCACGUCCAGCAGAAUUCCCCAGCCCCCCAAGGAUUUGAGACCCAUCAGCUUUCCUCACCUGGUUUAGCCGGCCGGUUGAAGCCGUUGCUUGAACCCCUGUUGCAUGCUGACAGCUUCUGGAAGCCACAGGAUUUCCUUUCUGCCCACUCUGAAAAAGGUGAUGGAGAAGACAGAAUUGCAGGGGACAGGGCACCUUUCGUUUCAUUAGGAAUAGCCAUUAAAAUGUGUGAAAUGUG